AUGGGAUUACCACAAAUUUCAUCCCGCAGAACUUCUGAGGAGGAUUCAGGUUCAUUGAGCACAUUUGUGCAAAGUCUUCCUCGAUCUUCUGGUAUGAGCACUUGUGAUUUGGAUGAAAUGCAAGUUGGGAGUUUGAGAACAAGGGAUUCAGUAUGCUCUUCCUUAGGAGACUUUCAGAGGAAAACCUCAUUGGAGCUCUCCAAGUCCCCUGACAUUUUGUUUCAUAAAAGGACCAUAAAUGUUACAACAAAUGAUCAUGAUCCUACACUUGGGUCUAAGGAUAAUAAGGUUGAGUUGUUAAUUUCUAAAGCUGGGCGGAAUAUUCAGAAACCUGUUUCCAGGAUUUUGGGUUUUGAAUCUGGUAGAAAGGGUGAAUUCCUCUCCAAGUCCCCUGACAUUUUGUUUCAUAAAAGGACCAUAAAUGUUACAACAAAUGAUCAUGAUCCUACACUUGGGUUUAAGGAUAAUAAGGUUGAGUUGUUAACUUCUAAAGCUGGGCGGAAUAUUCAGAAACCUGUUUCCAGGAUUGUGGGUUUUGAAUCUGGUAGAAAGGGUGAAUUCGUUGAUGGAAUUGUUGGAGUUUCAACCAAUCAUGUUCGUCCUUCCAUGAUUGGUAUGUCCAUUAAUGAAUCUGAGUCCAGAAGAUUGCUUGUCAGGAAGCGAUUAUUGUCACCAUUGAAUGGUAUGUUUUUUCCUGACCAAUUCAGUGGUGAUCCUUUGAAUAUUGGCUGCAGCAGUUUCAGCAUUAGUUCUCAGGCCACAAGUGAUGAUUAUAGUGUUUCCAUGGUGCAAGAUUAUAAGAAAGCAAAUAUUGGAAGCAAAAAUCAUUUCACUACACCAAUUUCAUCUGUAUCUCAUUGCUCAGAAUAUGGCAUGCUAUAUGGUUACAGUAGAACAGCUUCCAUUUUCUGCACUGAUGGGCCUUUACUGGAGGACAAGGAACUAUUACCUCAUACUUGUUUAUCUUCCCCUAGACUUGGUCCCUUGAGAGAAUCAAGUAAGUCAAGAACCCAAGAUGGUUCAAUGCCAAUCCCUGCACGAAAGGUGAUCUUGCCCUCUCUUUCUUUGUCUCCCCUUGGUCCAAGAUUUUCUGAAAAGAUGAAGUCUGCAAGAGAAUCCAGGAAAGUCUGGAGGGAGACAGAGGGCGGUUAUCUAACCUUCAAAAAUGUGCAGCAGUCACUUGAUGAAAAUAUCUCAGGCAUUAUCUUUGCCUCUGAAGAAGAGGAUUUUAGGAUAACUAGCAAAUCUUUAGAUGAUAUAGAUUUUCUACACAAAGAAAUUGAAUCUUCUUCCCCAGAAAAUAACACUGGAAAGUGUUGGCCUUUCUGUCUGGGUUUGGCAAAUGCCCCCCAUUGCAUGAAGCUGGGUAAAAGUUUGAGGGGACUUCCAAUUAGGAGGUCUUUGGUUGGUUCAUUUGAGGAAUCUCUAUUGUCUGGUCGGCUGUCGUCUGGAAAACUCAGUCAGAGAAUUGACGGUUUUCUAGCUGUUCUAAACAUAACUGGAGGGAGCUUUUCACCUAAAUCUCAGAAGCUUCCAUUUGCAGUGACGAGUGUUGAUGGAGAUAGCUAUUUACUAUACUAUGCAUCCAUCGAUCUUGCAGGAAAUCCUCCAUCUAACAAAUGCAGUAGCCAAAAUUUGAAAAGAGGCCUUAUCAAUCAUGAUUCACAAAGUGCCAAAAGCCGUUUGCGUAUUCCUGUGAAAGGGCGCAUACAAUUGGUCUUGAGCAACCCGGAGAAGACACCUCUUCACACUUUCUUUUGUAAUUAUGAUCUGAGUGACAUGCCAGCUGGUACUAAGACAUUCUUGCGUCAGAAGGUUACCUUAGCUUCUUCUGGCCCAACUCCUACACAUGGGAGAGGAGAGCAGAAAAAAUUUGACAUGAAAUAUGAGGACAAGGCCACUCUCGUCCCAGAGAGAAGUCAUGCUGACCAAAUCGUGGAUGGAGUAGAAGGCUCUGGAUCCAACGCAUGCCACAUAACUGAUGACAAGGGUUUCAGGUGGGUGGAUUUAUACUGUGAAAAUGAUAGGAAACCUGAAUAUUCUUUUUCAAAGUGUAAUGGGUAUACUACCAGUGUUGGUUCUCUACGUUAUGCUCUUCACAUUCGGUUUCUAUGCCCUUCCCCUAAGAAAUGCUCAAGGUCAACCCAGAGAUGCAAAUCAGAGCCUCUUUCUGCACCACAAAGCAAUAGCUUAGAUAAUGGUGGGGGGCGGAGAUUUUAUUUAUACAAUGAUCUGAAGGUGGUGUUCCCUCAACGUCAUUCAGANGCCCAGAGAUGCAAAUCAGAGCCUCUUUCUGCACCACAAAGCAAUAGCUUAGAUAAUGGUGGGGAGCGGAGAUUUUAUUUAUACAAUGAUCUGAAGGUGGUGUUCCCUCAACGUCAUUCAGAUGCUGACGAAGGGAAGUUGAACGUGGAAUACCAUUUCCCUGAAGAUCCAAAGUACUUUGAUAUCAGUUGCUGA
This is a messenger RNA of Ilex paraguariensis (yerba mate), 2460 nucleotides long. The record is from the annotation of a GenBank genome assembly. Lineage: Eukaryota; Viridiplantae; Streptophyta; Magnoliopsida; Aquifoliales; Aquifoliaceae.